AUGGCGUCCUACGUAGCUGAGAGCCGGCCAGGGCCAUUCGGCUACGUUGGUCCAUGGAACAAUGAGGACACCUUCAUGAGCAUGGGCGACACUGUCAGCCAGCCGAGCGUGCUGAAUCCUGGGGAGACGGACCAGAUCAAUGGCUUCUUCAGCAACCCGGACGCGGCGAGCGUGAACAUGCAGAACUAUGGCCUUAGGUGGCCCAUCGAGACGAAGGAGGACAGCAAUUUCGACAAUACUGCCUCCUCCGGUCGCAAUCACCAGGCUGCGUCCGCCCCAGCAUUGAAUCUUGAUGGCGCGGACGACAGCACCUACAGCAGUCACUCGAAUCAGCAGGAUCAUAACAGUCACGUAUCGAAUACGGCAACGGCAACGGCGACGGCAACAACUGGCAACGGUGUGAAUUCGGGUUCAGAGGAGGAGCGCGCGGCCUCAGGGUUAUAUCAGCUUUCGGCGCACGGACGCCAAGACGAGUCACAUGGGCCAAGCUCGAACGUGAUUCAAAACCUCCCGCCAGCUGCUUCUUGGGGCGCAAUCACCCUCUCUCCUCCACACUUCAACCACUACACCUCCGCGCAGCGUGCAUUCAGCGGCAUGCACGACCACAACAGCCAGUGGCCGCCGCCAGGUCAGCCCUCGUCGCGAGUUCUGAAUGGCGAGGCAAUUCACGGUCAGUCCUACUCAGGCCAGCCAGUGAACCCAGGGUGGUGGAGCCAGCAGUACAGUAUGACGGGGCAGAACAUGGGUAUGGGACGUGUGAACGGCUCUAACCCUCAGUACUUCCCGAAUGCGCAGAACAUGGGAGGGUCUCAGUUCGCUCGUGCUAACGGUCAAGGCAACGGUGCUUCACACCUCAACUUCGGCAGCGAUACCACCUUCGGUGCCUCGCAGUACCCCGCCCCAGCCGGCUUCAACAGCUCGCAGCAGGUCAAGGCCUCCAACCUCAAUCAAGUGCCGUUCCUCGCGCAGGUGGCCAACAACACCCAGAUGCACAGGGCAUUCCCCGACAACCGCGGACACAUUAACAACCUGGAAGAGGCCUACCGCAACAACCCGUACAUCAAUCCGCCAGCGAGACCAUCAUCAACGGGAAUGGGGAUGGGCGGCCUACCCACCUUCGGCAACGGUUACGGUUCCUCCUCCCGUCAGCCAGCGCCUCCGACCACGGAAGACGACGAUGACGACUAUGUCGACGAUGAUGACGAACUCGGUCUUCAGUGCGCUGUGGAGAAAGCGAAGAACAGAUCUCUCGGUCUCGACGACCCGAAGCCAGAUCCCAAGAAGUACAAGCGUCGUAUUGGGGACGACAUCCCCAACGACCAGGCCCGUCACGGAAGUGUUAAGCGCAAGGGAUCAAACUUCGAAAAGGCCGAAGUUCUCAUUACCCCCACGAAAGGUAUGAGCGGUAGCAAGCGCCGCCGUUCCAGCAACGUUGCUCCAGCCAAGUACGAUGACGACAACGAGCCUUCGGACGACGACGAUCUCUCGACCAGCCAGAAGCGCACCGCUUACCGCGAAUCUCUCAACCGCACCAGCCUCACCCAGGAGGAUAAGCGCCGCAACCACAUCCACUCCGAGAAGAUGCGCCGUGAUCUGAUCAAAGUCCAGUACGAAGAGCUCGACCAGAUGGUGCCUGACCUUAAGAAGGGCCGCUCUGGGAUGAGCCGUGCGGACGUUCUUCAUACGGUCGCAGACUUCAUCAUCGCGCUCCUUGCAGGCAAUGACAAGAUGGAGGAGAUCGUGGCGGCGUUGGAGGCCGUUCAGCGUGCUGCAGAGGGUGCCGACGAGGAUGCUGAAGAGGAUGAUGACGAGGUUGAUGAUGAGGAUGGUGGUGAGGAUGAUGGUGAGGACGAUGAUGAGGAUGAGGGCGGCAAUGAGGGCGGCGGCGACGAUGAUGAGGACGACGGAGGUGGAGACGACGAUGAUGGGGACGACGGUGCCGACGACGGUGCUGACAGCGGUGGGCGCCCCGGUGGCUAG
Molecule: messenger RNA, 1980 nt
Organism: Saxophila tyrrhenica
Lineage: Eukaryota; Fungi; Ascomycota; Dothideomycetes; Mycosphaerellales; Extremaceae
Exons: 3
Coding region: 1-1980 (659 amino acids)
Biological process (GO): regulation of transcription by RNA polymerase II
Cellular component (GO): nucleus
Molecular function (GO): RNA polymerase II cis-regulatory region sequence-specific DNA binding; DNA-binding transcription factor activity, RNA polymerase II-specific; protein dimerization activity
Source: RefSeq, a predicted model, not a curated record